Cephus cinctus (wheat stem sawfly) is the source of this 1995-nucleotide messenger RNA. RefSeq names its product suppressor APC domain-containing protein 2. Lineage: Eukaryota; Metazoa; Arthropoda; Insecta; Hymenoptera; Cephidae. The record is from RefSeq and is a predicted model, not a curated record. The coding region runs from base 154 to 1503 and encodes 449 amino acids. The transcript has 6 exons.
UAUCCAGGUGGAAAGUAAAAAUAAAUUAAGUAGUUGCGUUGGACGGUGUUGCAGUGGGGUAUAAUGUUCGUUUUAAAAAAAUUUAUUUUCCAUUACAAGAAACCAUGAAUUACAUUUUGCAUCUGGAGAACGAAUAAAUAACAAAACGGAAGCAUGGCUCAGAUACAAACGUCAAAUCUUGAUGGACUGCCAAAACACUUUGUUGCUGCCAUGAGAACGCUCUUUGAUAUAAUGGACGACCAGGGCACAGGUUUUGUCAAAUACUCUGAUAUUGAGGGACGUUGGCAAGAUGAUGGUACACAAGGGUUACCAAAGGGAGUCCUGGAGAGUCUCAAGAAAGUCACACCACCGAAUGGGUUACUCUCCUUUGAGCGGUUUUGUGCCGGUUUAAAGAUUAGUUUAUUCCAAAUUAAAUCUGAUGGUGAUGUUAAAAAGCAGGAAGGUCAGCCUAAUAGACCACCUUCUGCGCCAAUUUUAAUUGCUGACAAUCAAAAUAAAACUGCCUGGACUUCUCCAAAUACAGCCACAAUAAGGCCUAACAAUGCCAUAUCACAACAGCGUACUUUGAGUAUGCCACAGCUGUUAAGUGGACGUAAGGAAAAUGGUAUGCAGUUGGAGCCAGUAGAUGGACGAAAUUGUUCAGAGCCAAAGUUAAUGAAAGCUUAUGGGCCUCCAAAACCACCCAGGAUUGGUGCUGCUAUAGAAGGGAGAGCUUUGAGUUCUGAUAGAAGCUUUGAUAAAUCUGAGAUUCGCACCGUGCUCCAAAAUUGGCAAAUGGGUUUAAUGAUGGGAGAUGACAAAUGUAUAGAUAAACGUCAAUUAGUUUCUGCAAAUUAUCGCACUGACUCUCAAACUCUAUUAAGACCAGCACGAGCUUUAGGUGAUGGUAAAGCUGUCGAUACACAGAACAACCAGCUUGGCUUACAACAAAAGAAAUUACUAGGACGUCGUAGAGAACCAAGAAGACACACGUUGCAGAACGGUAUUGAUUACAAUAUGAUGAAAAGAAUGAAGCAAAUUGAACAAGAGAAAGAUGUUCUGCUACAAGGAUUGGCUGCAGUUGAUAAAGCCCGAGAAUGGUACCUUAAACAAAUCUCUUCAGCUCAGGAAAAAAUAAAGCAUCUAGGAAGAAUGGGUUCCCAUGUGGAACAAUGGACCGAAGCACAACAAGAGCGACUCGAAUUACAACGGGCUCGGGUUCUUGAAGUGAAUCGACAUCUUGCAGCCUUGAUAAGCAGUUGGGAACGUGGUGGACUUCCACUUCAUAUGAACCUUGCCGUUCUCAGUACCCCGACAUCAGCUCAGUUACAUCAAGAUAUGUUAUCUCGUCUCAAACAACAAAAUCAUAGAUUAACAGAAGAAGUCAGCAAGAAAAGUCAACGAAUAGCUUUGUUGGAACAGGAAAAAGAUAGUUUGGUGCGAGAAUUAUAUAACAGGCAAGGAAUGGUACAAUCCCGAAGAUCCACGAUGGUUCAUGAACAGCACGAUCAGACAUUCAUGUAAGAAUAUAGUUAAAAUAAAAAUAAUUCCACAAAAGGUCUAACAUUGAAAAUGUAAGGAAGGGAUAUUUAUUUCAUAUCUGGCUGCUGAUAAAUGAGCAAGCGACAGAAAUAAAAAGAAUAAUGAGUCUUCUAAUUUCAAUUGUCGGAGAAUCUGAACGGAGGAAAAAACAUCAACUUGAAGAUAAUUCUAUUUUUUUUAGUAAUCAUUUUUCUUACGUUAUUAAUUUUGUUUUAUUAUUGUAAAAUAAUUGUUAUAAACUUAUACAAUUACUAAUUUUGCUACAAAAAUAUAUAUAUAGUUCUAACGCUUAUAUAAAACCAUAAGAUUGGUUUCCCUCUUGGGUAAUUAUAGCUAAAACUCGAAUCUAAAUUUCUGAUUUAUUAGCUAUGAAAAAUCUUGCUCCAAAGCACUGGUAAAUUAUCAUUCCUGUAAUCCGUCCAGAAAUUAUACUGUUAUAAUGUUUUAUUAAUAAAUUAUUUAAAUAACAUACUA